AUGGCAGAGGAAUCUGCUGUCAAAGUCUGUGUACGGGUUCGACCUCUGAUAGAAAGGUGAGUCUAUUUUCUAAACUUUUUAAAUAUAGUUAGCUGGCUUACUAGCUAACGUUAGUAAAGAAGAAUCUAGCAAUUGUGAGUAACAUUAGCUAGCUAGUUAGCUCUGGCAGCUAGCUAAUUCAUCUAACGUUAGCUAGCAAGCUAACAAAGCCAACGUUGGAUAAUGUUAUGGUUUAUGUCAGCUACAUUAUAUAAUAACUGUUAAUUGAUCAAGUUGAGAAAUUGGCUUACAAGUUAACGUUGCCUAGCUUUAUCUGUGGAUAUCUGUCUAACGUUGUUUAUCUUCGUCGUAGGGAGGAAACUCCUGCAGAAAGUGCCGAGCCAGUCAAGUUGUAUUGGAAAACUGAUAAGCAGACAAUUCAUCAGGUUGAUGAUGGAAAUUUUACCAAGAACUUCAGUUUCGGUGAGCUUUCACAAAGGCGAGGAUGAAUGUUGUCUGUCAAACUGUCUGAACGUGCAGGCAAUAAUCACAUCUGUGUAUGAUUUGUUUCCCUGACAGACCGUGUAUUUAGUGCUGAAGAAACAACUCUGCAGCUGUACCAGGAACUUGCAAAGCCUCUUGUUGUCUCCACUGUUGAAGGUUAUAAUGGUAAGGAAGGGAUUGUGAACAAGUGCAAUACUUUAUCUUCUAGAUUAUAGUAUUUUGACUAUAUAACACUAUAUGAACACUAUUUAGUAACAAUAAUUGUAUUUGAAAUCUCUAUUGGGUUGACUUGUUUGUUGACAUUAUAUAUAUAUAUAUAUUAAGUGGCAUACAUUUAUUUUCUCAGGAACAAUAUUCGCUUAUGGACAAACUUCUUCUGGAAAGACUUUCACUAUGAUGGGGAGUUCUCUUACUCCAGGAGUUAUACCCCUUGCCAUGGAGGAUGUCUUCCAGACUAUAAAAAAUGUGAGUAGUAGAUUGUUUAUUUUCUAUCACAUGCAUGUGUUUUAUAGUGUUGUAAGUGUUUGCUUUCAUUUUUACUUUAGUGUCCAAAAAAGGAGUUCCUCCUGAGGGUGUCAUACUUGGAGAUCUACAAUGAAACAGUGACAGAUUUGCUCUGUGACAGUUGGAAAAGGAAACCUCUAGAAAUCCGAGAGGGGAACAAUGUAAGUUUGAUGGAGACAUUGUAAGACAAUAGAACUGUGUUAGACAAUAGGAUGUAUUCAUUACACCGAUUCUGUUGGGGAAAAACGUUUCUCAAACUGAACGCAACAGGGACGGACCUACCUAACGCUAACUAUCUUUAGCGCCUAUUGACGAUAGUUUCUUCUGGCCGGGGGAGUUUUGUUAAGAGCCCCAACGCUCGUUCUGAACGUUAACGCAUUGCUUGCAGUACAGUUUUGGAAACAUAAGGAACAUAGCUUUCAUAUCAGGAAAAAAAAUAAGGUUAAAUUACUACACACCUUUUUAGGGUUAGUGUUCCCACACGGCCACAUCUCCAUGUUACAGCACUUGUUUAUGGAAGACAGACAAGGCAUAGGCCGUCACCUGUGCUAAGUGGCUAUGCGUGCUCCGAACACCUGUGUAAGCUAACUGGGGAGGAAGUGUACUUCAUCAACUGGAGGCACACAGCAUAUUGAUCUGUGCAAAACUGCUUCAGUAGGUGUAUCUUUUUAUUUGAAAGAUUAUUUCUCGCUGAUAUAAAAGAUAAGGGACAUAUCAGCAUAUUUUGAAAACCGUUUUGCAAGCGACGAUUAUCGACGUUUCCAGACAUUAAAACACAGCGUCAUAAUUGUAGCUCACCUCCAGAUAAGGUUUUUCGAGAGCUAGGACCCAACUGAAUUUCUCCAAUAGAAACUCUUGUUUUAGUUGCAAAACGUUUUGCAACUGUUUGGACUAAUGUUUACACCCCUGGUGUUUUGAAUGGUGGAAUAAAUGGUGAAAUGCCUGUCUUUGCAGAAAAACGUCUAUGUAGCUGACCUAACAGAGGAGCUGGUGACAUCUCCUGAGCAAGCCCUUGCUUGGAUUAGAAAAGGAGAAAGUAAAAUACUCUUCCUUAUUUCAACCAUCAUGCUAGAUUAAGUAUAAUCUAUGUAUUGCUUGAAUAACAUACUGACACUAUUCUAUUUGAUGUUAAAUGUAUCCCCUAGAGAAUCGCCAUUAUGGAAAGACAAAAAUGAACCAGCGAAGCAGUCGUUCACACACAAUUUUCCGCAUGGUGAGACACUUUAUUAUACAUCACAAUAGACAAUGCAUUUCUGGUAUCUGUGUGCUGGAGAUAAUUCUGAUGUUUUUUUCUCAGAUCUUGGAGAGUCGUGACAGGGGUGACUCUGCAUCCGGUGAAAAUUCAGACGGAGCCAUUAUUGUGUCCCAUUUGGUAAGCUGCCACAGUCAAGUGUGUUUUGUGACCUCAGAUAUGUGUCCUCCAUUUUGUUCUUACAAGUAAUUUCAUUCAUUUUAAUGUAGAAUUUGGUUGACCUGGCUGGGGCUGAGCGAGCUAGUCAAACAGGUGCUGAAGGUAAGUGGUUUCAUACCUGUGAUAUAUGGGAAUCUGAACAACCUUUGUUUGGUGGUCGAUUUCAGUUGCUUGUGGUAUUUUGUGACUUUUGACAUCUGAUAUUUUAGGUACACGUUUCAAAGAAGGAUGUAAUAUAAAUCGCAGCCUGUUCACACUCGGUCAAGUGAUCAAGAAACUGUCUGAUGAAACCCAGAAGUAGGUGUUAGUGACUUAUACUUUUUUUUGUUAAACUUAUGCUAUUUGUUGAAUGUUCACUAAUGUCAUUUUAUCCAAACAUUCAGGGGUUUCACUAACUACAGGGACAGUAAACUCACCCGCAUCCUCCAAAAUUCCUUGGGUGGAAAUGCAAAAACUGUCAUCAUCUGCACCAUCACCCCAGUUACUCUGGAAGAAACACUUAGCACUCUUCAAGUGGGUGACUUUUUUGUCAGACUUCCAUAUUAAAUCCUUAUUUUAAAUGUUUAAUAUCAGACAAAUGUUACAUUCUUAUCUAAUCAAGUUACUGCCCAUCUCUACAAUCUAGUUUGCUAGUGCAGCAAAGAACAUGAAGAAUGACCCGCAUGUCACAGAGGUUUCUGAUGACGGAGCCCUUCUGAGAAGAUACAGAAAUGAAAUUGUUGACCUCAAGCGCCGACUUCAUGAGGCAAGUCUAGCUGUACCGGCUAUUGGGGUUCUUUAGAAAUAUUGCCGGCUCUCCUUCAAGUAUUUGUAAAUAAAUAAAAAAUACUUUUUUUUCACUACCUUAGGUCUCCUCAGUCACUCAAACAACCGCGACAGAGAAGGAGACUCUGUCCCAGAUUUUGCAAGAGAAGGAUCAGCUCCAAAGAGAACAAGAGGACCGGAUUAAGAAUUUAACCAAACUUCUAGUCACUUCGUCAAACUUCGUUACCAUCAAAAAGGUAGACUUUUAG
Messenger RNA from Coregonus sp. 'balchen', 3411 nucleotides. NCBI's taxonomy places the organism in Eukaryota, Metazoa, Chordata, Actinopteri, Salmoniformes, Salmonidae. The record is from the annotation of a GenBank genome assembly.